AGUAAUUAGAUUUUAGGGAUUGUUAUGAUAAACAAAUUAGAAGAAUUAAAAGUUAUGAUUUUUGAUGAUGUACACUAUGAUAAUUCAAAUCAGAAUGAAAUCUAUUAUGAGAACUCCAAUCAUGAAAUACUUAUAUAAUAAUUGAAAAAUUUAGCUACAGCAUAAGAAGCAAAAAUCUAUAGUACAUUUAAUUCAGAUUGGAAAGGUAUUAAUUAUUAGUGAUGUUUUGUAGCUCAAUUAGAUCCUCAAGUGAGAUAAUGGAUGACUCAAGUUAGAUAACAAUAUUUUGAGACAUAAAAAAAGUCUUAGAAAAUUGUUUCAAAUGUUCAACUCGAAUCUUUCUCAUUAGAUAAUCAAACAGCUGAUAUUCAACUAGAUGACUAUUUCUCAUUAUGAAAUAGAAAAACCAU
Molecule: messenger RNA, 410 nt
Organism: Paramecium sonneborni
Lineage: Eukaryota; Ciliophora; Oligohymenophorea; Peniculida; Parameciidae
Source: the annotation of a GenBank genome assembly